AUGUCAACGAAAAUCGAACAUGCUGUGGCUUUGGCCAACUUCCCAACGGCCCUCAGCCCCAUGUCAGCUCCCGAAUGCGACAUUGCGACACCCACACCGGCCUCAUCCACGAAGCAGUCGCCAUCUCAAUCCAGCUCCGGUGGUAAUCCGCCGUCGAACUCGAAACGGCCUCCCAGAAAAAGCACACUCACUCAGCAACAAAAGAAUCAGAAGAGACAAAGGGCUACCCAGGAUCAGCUUACAAUUUUAGAGGUAGAGUUCAACAAAAAUCCAACUCCUACUGCGGGAGUUAGGGAGAAAAUCGCAGAGGAAAUCAACAUGACCGAGAGGUCUGUUCAAAUCUGGUUCCAGAAUCGUCGAGCCAAGAUCAAGUUGUUGGCGAAGAAGAGUCUGGAAACGGGUGAGGACAUUGAUUCAAUUCCUGAUUCGAUGAGGGCCUACCUGGCCAUGCAGGCGCUGGAAACAGGUAAAGGACUCGGCGCAAACUACCUCGGCCGCACCGGCUUGAUGCCGUUUAGCCAUAACGUCAUGAUGCUUGGUGGUGACCAGUCUGGUCAAGGCAAAGUCUUGAUUCAUCAUCUUACCUGCAGAUCCCUCAGCAUUGGAAAGUGGACUCGAGUUGGACAAAACACUAUGGAUCUGAUUGUGUUUUAUUCACCCGACAAGUGUACAAUGACCUAUUACAUCAACAACGAACAAGCCGGAUAUAAAAUUGAGUACCCGUUUUCGUUCAUCAAGAACAUUUGGCUGGAAAACAACGAAACAGAUCUUAACAAGAUCGGUGGCAUUGUCAUCGAGCUGAACCGUGCGCCCAACUUCUUCAUGGAUUCAUCGUCUGUAGCAAACGGCUUCUUCCAGUGCCCCGAUUUCACCGAGGAUACGCAGGCCACGCAGUGCAUGAUUCAUCAAUUGGGAGGCAAUCCCAAGAUUCUGACAAAUCAGCUGGCCAAGCUGGUGUCGCUCGAUUCGUUUAUGAAUCGACACAAUCCUCAGCAUUUUGUCAUGGGCCCUGUCCACGAUCCUCACACCAUCUCCGUUUCAGCUCCCGUCUCACCCACGGCACGACCGGCGUCGCAACCUAAUUUCCAUCAACCACCCACCGGAAUGAUGCAGGAUCACUGGGCCAUGGACCAUAUGCAUUCCGCCAUGGGCCCACCACCUCACGGUCACAAGAGACAGCGUAGUCGGUCCGUACCAGGCCCCGUCGACUUCGCCAUGUUCCAUAACCAACUGAUGCCGUCCUUCUACAUCCAACCACCUGGCGAGACAGGACUGUCGCAGCACAGCUCGAGUAUCUACGCGCCUGUGCCUCAACAACCAAGCUCUAUGGGCCCCGGUCUGAGAAUUGACACUCAAGCCCCGUUUGGCCUGGACAUGCGCCAAUACCCCAUAUCGGCCACAACAGCCUCGCCAUCUGAUUUCCCGCCAAGUCCAGCCGGCACUUACCUGUCUCAAGGACCGGAGACAGGACCUAUCCCUACCGCCCACUUCGUUACACCAUACGGCAAUGGCCCCUUCCUAUCUCCUCCCAUGGUAGGAACGGAUAACGGAGGCAUUCUGUCUCCCAUGCCCUAUACUGGUGUCGCUACCGAACCAUCCAUUGUUGAGCAAUCCCCUCCAAUGACCAUGAUGGGGCGCCCGGGAUCCGCCGAACUUUAUGCCGUUCACGAUGGUUCCUGCACAAUCUCGGAGGAUGGUGUCAGCCUGAACGAGAUGUAUUCCAAGCACACCAUCAACCUACCCAUGCACGGCCAGUCUCCCGGCAGCUAUGUUUCAGCAUCGCAAGGCGAGCUUGACAUGGAACAGCUGGUACAUUUUGAACAUAUCGACUCGGUCAGCAUGUCCCCCGAGUCGGUGCACCCAACAGCUCAAUGA
Messenger RNA from Ustilaginoidea virens, 1875 nucleotides. RefSeq lists its product as uncharacterized. NCBI's taxonomy places the organism in Eukaryota, Fungi, Ascomycota, Sordariomycetes, Hypocreales, Clavicipitaceae. Gene Ontology annotation, biological process: cell differentiation; regulation of transcription by RNA polymerase II. Gene Ontology annotation, molecular function: DNA-binding transcription factor activity, RNA polymerase II-specific; RNA polymerase II cis-regulatory region sequence-specific DNA binding. The coding region runs from base 1 to 1875 and encodes 624 amino acids. The transcript has 3 exons. The record is from RefSeq and is a predicted model, not a curated record.